Messenger RNA from Cryptotermes secundus, 1413 nucleotides. RefSeq names its product probable aminoacyl tRNA synthase complex-interacting multifunctional protein 2 (gene AIMP2). Gene Ontology annotation, cellular component: aminoacyl-tRNA synthetase multienzyme complex. The transcript has 5 exons. The coding region runs from base 309 to 1298 and encodes 329 amino acids. NCBI's taxonomy places the organism in Eukaryota, Metazoa, Arthropoda, Insecta, Blattodea, Kalotermitidae. The record is from RefSeq and is a predicted model, not a curated record.
AUGACAUGGUUAAAGAGGAUUUUGGACAAUUAUAAAUUUAUGCUCAAGGACAUUCAUGUGACUCAAAUUCAUCAAUGUUUACUGUUUAUUACGUACGCGGUGUAGACUGAAGAUAACACUGAAUGGAUUUUUUUCGUUUGUAUGAGCAACAAUUUUAUAUCUAAGAACUAUACUAUCAAUGGUUAUUCAAGAUGGCAGAGUAAAGAAGAAAAUUUAAAGAAUUUGAUGAACGACCGCGUGGCAGUUCAUCAGGAAAGUGGAAAUAAGUUAUUUUGACAGAAAAUCGAAGGGAGAAAAGUGAAAAAAAAAUGAACGGCCCGAAUACCAUGUAUCGAAUGCGACCUAUUAUAAAAUUAAGAGAAGAACUUGUGCUUCCUAAAUGUAUGUACAGAAUGAAAAACAUUCAGCAAGCGUAUGUGAACAAUCGUGUGGACCGCCAGUUAUCUCAUGAAAUCGAGCCAUCAAGUAUUUCGGAACAGGUUAAGAAGCUUUUGAAGUGCCCAUUACCUGAGAUGGCUGCACUGGAAAAUCGACAAGAAGCAAUCCUGGCACAAUUAGCUGAUUUGAAAAAUCAAAUUACAGUUCUUAGAGCACAGUUAAAGCAGCCACAUAUAUGUACUGUCAGAGAAGAAGCUGAUAUUUCAACCAAUAAAACAUGCAAUAUCUUACAGAAUGGAGUGAUUCAUGAUAUUGUAAUAAAUGCCAGCCCAAGGUAUCCACCAUAUUCAAUUGCAGCUCUACGAAGAUUAUGGAGUGAUGGGCUGAAGCUGGGAGUUCGUUGCCAUAUUCAUUCGAGCAUACUAGAGUUACCAAAAAACCUCGACAAAUUCUUGUGUUUGGUAUCUAAUUCUGAUCAAGAGAGAUCAUCACUAUUAAAUAUAACUCUAGUCUGGAAGGAUGUUGGAGCUGACACACAGCUAGUGGUAUCUCCCAUGAAACAUAUCACCAUGAAAGGUGAGGUAAACAUUCUUCGAUAUUUAAGCCGUCUUGGCCCACCAAAAUUUAACUACGAACUAGAUAACGAUCCUGCAACAUCAGCUAGAUUGGAUGGCGUGUUGGACGCUUGCUACAGCCUGGCACGAUGUAGGACAGUUAAGGAACAGCAAUCAUUAAUUCGUACCCUGAAUAGUUACUUAGGAAAGUCCCAAUUUAUGGCCGGAGGGGAAAGUAUUUCAGUUGCAGAUGUAGCAGUGUGGUCAGUUCUCAGACAGAUAGACAUACAACCACAGCGAGACCUGAGCAGCAACAUGAACAAGUGGCUGCAUGACUGCUCACAGUUGCUUGGAAUUGAUCUGUAACCUCGUGACAGGUGGUGUGACAACAGCCAAAGGAAAGCAUUACAUAUGAUGUGUAGACGUCUUCCACUCUACAUUGUACAAUACUGUAAAAAAAUGGGAUAUUACCAGCAGAAAA